Trichoderma virens Gv29-8 is the source of this 957-nucleotide messenger RNA. RefSeq lists its product as uncharacterized. The record is from RefSeq and is a predicted model, not a curated record. NCBI's taxonomy places the organism in Eukaryota, Fungi, Ascomycota, Sordariomycetes, Hypocreales, Hypocreaceae. The annotation marks the transcript as partial. The transcript has a single exon.
UCAGUCAGAACUGUAUUCGAAUUCCCCAAGCAAUCUUACAUUGAAAACCUCGCUGUUCGAAGUAAUGGCCAAAUUCUCAUCUCGGAUCUCAGUUCAUCACAGCUUUUCCUUUUCGAUCCUUCGGCAUCUUGGCCAAGUCAGCCUGUUGUUGUUCAUGACUUCACCGAGUCUCUUGGCCUCGCAGGCAUUGCGGAGUACCAGCCCGAUGUAUUUGCCGUGAUUUCUGGCAACACUUCUUUUACCAGCAAUAUCCCCAGUGCCGGAACGUGGAAUGUUUGGAGUGUGGACUUGCGCGGCGUCGGCAUUUCCUCAUCUCAUGGCAAAUUGGGGCUCACAUCGCCUCCUGUGGUGAAGAAUAUUGCUCACGUUGAGCCAGCUCAGUUUCUCAACGGCAUUUCAUUACUGUCCCAAAAAGACCAGACACUUCUCAUUGGUGAUGUUAAUGGUGGUGUCAUCUGGAGCUUGGAAAUUGAGACGGGACAUUACGAGGUUGUUAUCAACAACACUUACACGCAGCUCUACCCAUCGCCGCCUUUCUCGGCAUCAGGCGUAGAUGGUGUUCAUGUUCGCAGUGACUCAGUUUACUUCACAAACUUUGGAAACGGUACUUUCAAUAAGAUGCCUAUCAAUUCGGACGGAUCCCCCGCUGGGCCCGUUACAACAAUUGCACAUACCAAGGGGCCACUGGACCAGUAUGAUGACUUUACUUUCGACUGCGAUGGUAAUGCAUACGUGGUUACUGGAGGCGGAAAUACUAUUGAGAUGAUCUCAGCUGAUGGUAAGCGCCAAGUCAUUAUUGCUGGCAAUCUCAAUUCUACUGCGAUUGCCGAGCCAACCUCUUGUGCAUUUGGCCGUGGCCCACACGAUAAGAAUGUCCUCUAUGUCGUUACGGCUGGUGGAAUGGAAACGCCCGUGAAUGGAGACAUUGUGAUUGGUGGACAACUCGUUGCAGUCAAC